Molecule: messenger RNA, 1622 nt
Organism: Rhododendron vialii
Lineage: Eukaryota; Viridiplantae; Streptophyta; Magnoliopsida; Ericales; Ericaceae
Product: AUGMIN subunit 4
Exons: 13
Coding region: 124-1416 (430 amino acids)
Biological process (GO): spindle assembly
Cellular component (GO): HAUS complex
Molecular function (GO): microtubule minus-end binding
Source: RefSeq, a predicted model, not a curated record
GAAAAACCGAAAUGUACCAGUCCAGUCUCGGAUUUCACUAUAGUUAGUUUUGUUGCCGGCCAAGCGGGUCUCCUAUUUCUUUCAAAAUACCAGUGAGAGAGAGAGAGAGAGAGAGAGAGAGAAAUGGUGAAGGGAAUUGGAGGUGGGCAAAACCUUCCCUCGGACGUCACUCAACUCAUCGAUCAGUUGGAGCGCCACUGCUUGGCCCCCGAUGGAUCUCUCGUCUCCAAAUCCGCCUUCCACGAUCUCCAACUCGCGAGAGAGGAAAUGUCGAGAGAGAGAUUGCGUUACUUGGAAUCCAUGGCAAUAUACUGUGAGGUAAUAGCGAUGGUGGAAGAUUAUCAGCAAGCCAUUUCAGUGGCUAACCUUGGAGGUGUUCGAGAUGUCCAGGGUCUAUACUCGCAACUUGGUUUGAAGAACUCUCCUCAGGUUUAUGAGGCUGUUGAGCACCGGCUUGUUGUUUCAGAAGCAGCUCAAAAAUUGAGGCUUCCUCUGAUUUCCAAGGAUGGUGAGAUUCACGAGGAAGAGAUUGAAAAAUGGAGUGUAAUGUCAAGAAGUUCACUUGAUAGCACAAUCACCUCGAGCUCAAAUUCAACAAAUUACACGAAUAUGUCUUCAAUUAGCACCGGUGCUGCUGGAAAUAAUGCACUUUCUAGUAGCACUACUGAUGCAGUUGAACCUGGAGUUGGUGGUGUUCCUAAUAGAUUCCUCGGAAUAACACCUGCUUAUUUAUGGCAAACUCAGCUCCAGCAAGCACCUGUAUCCUUGGACAUGGCUGAGUACCAGAUGCCGCUUUUCCGUGAAAUUGAGGGUCGUUUAAAAGCUAAAUGUGAUACGUUAACAAAUGCCUUUUUGGUAGAUGAUAUUGAUGCUUCAACUGGCAAUCCAAAUUCAAGUGCUCGGCUUCCAGAAAGGGUAAAGCUAAUCAUGGAGGAGAUCGAGAGGGAAGAGGCAGCUCUAAGGGAGGAUAUGUAUUCUGCAGACAGGAAAAUGGCUGAAUAUUACAAUGUCUUAGAGCAGAUACUCGGUGUGCUCAUCAAGCUGGUGAAAGAUUUGAAGUUGCAACAUCAACAUAAUUAUGAUGAACUGCAAAAAAAUUGGCUGUGCAAAAGGUGUGAGACCAUGAAUGCAAAAUUGAGGGUUCUAGAGCAUAUUCUUCUGCUUGAGACUUAUACACAAGAAUCAAUUCCGGCUCUCCACAAAAUAAGGAAAUAUCUAGUUGAGGCUACAGAGGAAGCUUCACUUGCAUACAACAAAGCGGUUACCCGCCUACAUGAAUAUCAAGGUGUUGAUCCCCACUUUGAUGCGAUUGCUAGGCAGUACCAUGAAAUAGUAAAGAAAUUGGAAAAUAUGCAAUGGACGAUUCGCCAAGUUGAAAUGGACCUGACACGCUUGCCUGAUCACCCGGGCACCUAAGUUGUAUUGCCCUAGGUGAUUUUGUUAUGGUCGAAGUACUUGCGGAUAUCACCAUCUUCGACAUUGUUGUGUAUCAUAUAGUACGUGAUGUUCAGAUGUGUUGUGUUUCUCCUUUUACCUUUUUUGUAAAAGGCCAAUUUGGCCUGGCCUAACCUUAUUGGAUUAUUUUUCAUAACAGUUUCGUCUUUUAUUGGUACUUUUGUUUA